Molecule: messenger RNA, 3364 nt
Organism: Hippocampus zosterae (dwarf seahorse)
Lineage: Eukaryota; Metazoa; Chordata; Actinopteri; Syngnathiformes; Syngnathidae
Product: protein LYRIC-like
Exons: 10
Coding region: 271-1731 (486 amino acids)
Biological process (GO): positive regulation of angiogenesis; negative regulation of apoptotic process; positive regulation of canonical NF-kappaB signal transduction
Cellular component (GO): nucleus
Molecular function (GO): transcription coregulator activity
Source: RefSeq, a predicted model, not a curated record
AUAUAAAUUUUUUUAUCGUGUGAUCCAAUUGAUACCUGAAGCAGUAUUUCGACUAUUUUUGCGCCUUCUCUCGGUCUACACUCCUGUGCACAGAGUGGCGGUAAAAGAAUAGUAAGGCGCCCAAAAAAAUCCACUGAAGAAGUAAAAGCACGACGUGGUGGAAUCCUGACGUCACCGCUCCGUUAGCAUGCAGUUGCUAACAGCUAGCAGCUAGCAGGCUAACACUUAUCCGUUUGCAUCUCCGGUCCUCGGCUUCAUUCGUACCCCGCCAUGGCUGGAGGAGACUGGCGAGGCUUUGCGAUGGAAGAAGCUGAGCUCCUUUCUGGGCGCCUGAAGAACCUGCUGUCCUCCGGCCAAGCGUAUGUCCGCAGCCACCUGGGCUUGGAUUUGGGUCUGGCGCCGGAGCUCUACCCGACCUGGCUCAUGUUGGCGACGGCAGGCAUGGGCGCGCUGCUCCUGCUCGCCGUCUCCUGGGCCGCCAUCUGCGGCGGUGGCGGCGGCGGCAAGAGUAAACGGAGCAUCCGGGUGGUCACCCGGGGCGGCCCGCCCGUCGCUAAGACUCCGGUGACCAAGACGGUUAAACCGGAAGAGACGAAGAAAAGAAACGCCAAGAAAGCGUGGGAGAAGCAGAAGCUUCAGCCCAACGGAAAGCCUGCUGCUGCGUUGGUAGUGCAACAGGAAGUCAAAGUCCCCAAGGUGCUUUCCAAACUGCACCCGCCGUCCACCAAAACCCGGAAGGCGCCCGAAGCACAGCCGCCUGUGCAAUUGAAAAAGGACAAGAAGAAAAGCAAGAUCAGUGUUAAACCAGCACAACAUGUGAUCACGCAUGAUGGGAAAGAACUCGACGAAGGCGCCUGGGAAACCAAGGUCAGUAUCCGUGAGAAGAAGCAGCAGCGACGGAAGGACAAAGGCGCCGACUCCUUCAGUGGCCAAGAAGGGACGCCCGCUGCCCAGAGCCACGUGGAGUCCAACAGCAAUGUGAAGAAGAAAAACAAAGGGGCCAAUGACUCUCAAAACUCAAAAUCAGCCGCCAAAGCCUCAUCCAGCCAAGGAGGCGACGGCGUCAACAGCGGCGGGUGGACCGACUUUUCUGCCAUGGUAACGCCGACUCACAUGGGUUCCACCGAGCCGAACAAGUUUGGUUCUCACUACCACACCCGAGCCGAACCCCGGUCCUGGUCCCAGGAGUCGCAAGGGGGCGCCCAGACAUGGGUGGCCAACAUAAAAUCGGACCAUGACCCGGUCUCUUUGUCCAUGCUGCGCCUGAACGCGACGCCAGAUCCACUGUCCAAGUGGACAGUGGAUCUGCAUUGGACCACCCAUGCUGACGAUGAAUGGGGCGGUACAAAGGGUGCGGACUCCGACUGGAAUGCCCCCGCGGAGCACUGGGGUAAUUACGAAGAGCCCCCUGUGGUGACGAGGCUGCUGACUCAGCUGAAGCAGCGGACUUUGACCAAUAAGGUGUCAGGGGACAGUGACGAUCCAGCAGAGGGCGCCGCUAAGUCCAAGAAGAAGAGAAAAAAGAAGACCGCGAGCAAAGAGGAGGGCAUACCUGAGGCUCAGGCGGUAAACUCGCUACCCAAACCUGAAGAUCUUCCGGUCGCUGCCUCCAAAAAGCCGAGCAUAUCAUCAACCCGGAAGCGACCCGAGAAAAACGCUGGCAACGACGGCGGCGGAAACGGCAAAAAAAGACAAGAAAAAGGCCAGAAGGGAAACGUAGUAGUCACCUGACGACCCGACCCCCUUUUCUGACCUUUUUAUGCAAAUGAUUGUGGAAUUUGUCAAUAUGCAAUAAUGAGCAGCUUCUGUCUGGAUUUUUUUUAAUCCAAUUAUUGAUUAAUAAUAAGACGAAGAUGAUCACUUACUGGGCGACAUGAACUUUAUGGAAUGUGGAGAGGAGGGAGUCUGACGCACUCGAGUCUAAUUUGCACUAUUUUUACUGCACACUGGACUGUGGUUUUUAUCAUUUGAGUAAUUUUAGGUUGCAUUUUUUUUCACUUGUUUACAUUUUGAAUGACUUCCGUGCUGUCUUUGUAAAAAAAAAAUCUGUACUAGUGACUUGGGGACAUUAUUAGCCGUAAAAGUGAAGUCAAUUGAAUUUGCCUUGAGGGAUUAUUGUAUGUCAAUCCACAAGGGGCGCUGUAACGUUAGGUGUGUUUCAAAACUGGAAUCUCGUUUUUAAAUCCAGAGAACUGUGACGGUCGAAAUUAUGAUUUCAAGUUGAAAACUGAAAUUAUCGAACAGCCAUUGCGGGUAGUUGGAAUGUGAAAAAGUAGAUGUAACCUUUUUAGUAUUUCAUAAGUAUGUCAAUAUCAAACAUGAAAUUGACUGUAAAAAUGAUAAAACAACAAUGUGAACCAAAUUAAGAGCCCCCAAAACAACAAUGUGAACCAAAUUAAGAGCCCCCAUGGAGUCCUGGAUUGUCAACAUUAGUUCUUGAAUACCAAUUAAAAUGAAGAGCUACCAGGGGUUAAUAAAUUGCAGAAUCACCAACUGUUUUUUUUUUGUGAUGGAAAAUUAACAAGAUUUCAUCGACCACUACCUUGUGUCAGUGCAGUGCAAUUAAAAAAAAGAUUUGUAUUAUAAAAUGACAAUUGAAUUUAAAACCACUAGGGGGCAGUGUAAUGCCAAAUGAAGUCAAAAGGGAGCACUGUAAAGACACUUUAAAAUGUACCGAACCAUCCGAGCCGCUAUACUGUAAUAUAAAUAAAUAUUGGCAUAUCUCAUUAUCUCGCGUUUCAACUCCAUUUGGAUUCCCGAAGGUUGACCCCGCCCCUUUGUGAAUGGUGACAAUACCUAGCAGGAAAGUUUGAUUCUGAUGAACCUGAACUGGCCACCGAUGUGGUCAAAAGGACGCUCGCUCGCAGCCGUUUGCGGACUUUAUGAUGAUGAUUUUAUUUUUACAUCAUGAUCUGGCUCUAAAGCGGAACAUGAAAAACAAGCAAACCGCGGGAAUUUGAUUCCGUUGCCUUAACCCGCCGUUAGUCGUGUAUUAAAGUGCACGGCGACCCGUGUUUGGGUUUUCACCGCGGUUUCCUUCCGAUUGUUAAGUUUUGAUGUCAACCAAGUCUUGCAUGACUUUGAGAAAUAAGAAUAAAAUAAUAGUGAGUGAUGAAUUGAAAAGAGCAGCUUUGCCUACUUGGCCAUCCAGUGUGUAAAAUAUUUUUUUAAUGACCAAAAAAAAAAAAAAAGGGUUUGUCGAUUAAAGAGAACAAAAAUAAAUGUUACUGGGGGAGGGGAAGGUUGAUUUUUACUGAUGAUUCAAUCCCUGUAUUUCUAUUACUCGUCUGGAAGAAAUGUUUAUUCAGGUGAUACAAAUGAUGUUUUUAUGUCUCAACAUGUACAAAUAAAUUGCUUGAUUUUA